This is a messenger RNA of Indicator indicator, 459 nucleotides long. It is a transcript of the gene RGS21, whose product is annotated as regulator of G protein signaling 21. The transcript is spliced from 4 exons. Bases 1 to 459 code for a protein of 152 amino acids. The record is from RefSeq and is a predicted model, not a curated record. Lineage: Eukaryota; Metazoa; Chordata; Aves; Piciformes; Indicatoridae.
AUGCCAGUGAAAUGUUGUUUCCACAGGUCAAACACUGGUGAAACAAUGGCCUGCUGUGAGUCUGUGGAUACACUACUAGCUAAUAAAGAUGGCUUGGCAGCUUUUAGGACAUUUUUGAAGUCAGAGUUUAGUGAGGAGAAUGUGGACUUCUGGCUGGCCUGCGAGGACUUCAAGAAAACCAGGUCCUCUACUAAGAUGGCUGCAAAAGCCCAAAAGAUUUACUCUGACUUUAUACAAGCUGAUGCACCAAAGGAGAUUAAUAUUGACUUCCAUACUAAAAAUGACAUCUCUCAGAAUAUAUCAGAGCCCACUCUCAGCUGCUUUGAUGAUGCUCAGAGACUGAUCUACAGCCUUAUGGCAAAGGACUCUUUUCCCAGGUUUCUAAGGUCAGAAGAGUACAAAGACCUAGUAAAGAAGCAAAAGAACAGAAAUCAGAAGAAGUGGCUCCCAUUUUUGUAA